Messenger RNA from Lasiodiplodia theobromae, 636 nucleotides. RefSeq names its product Endosomal cargo receptor. Gene Ontology annotation, cellular component: endoplasmic reticulum; COPII-coated ER to Golgi transport vesicle; endoplasmic reticulum-Golgi intermediate compartment. Gene Ontology annotation, biological process: intracellular protein transport; endoplasmic reticulum to Golgi vesicle-mediated transport; Golgi organization. The transcript has 3 exons. The coding region runs from base 1 to 636 and encodes 211 amino acids. The record is from RefSeq and is a predicted model, not a curated record. Lineage: Eukaryota; Fungi; Ascomycota; Dothideomycetes; Botryosphaeriales; Botryosphaeriaceae.
AUGCACGCCGCACUGCUGCUCUCGAGCCUGGUGGCCUUCUUCGCCACGGCCGUGUCCUCGACCGCACUCACCUACAAGCUUGCCGCCAAUGAGAAGUCGUGCUUCUUCGCCCACGUCAACCAAAAGGCGGCCAAGGUCGCCUUUUACUUCGCCGUUCAAUCCGGUGGCAGCUUCGAUAUCGAUUAUGAGGUCGUCGGACCCAAUGAGUACAGCGUAAUGGACGGCACCAAGGAGCGCCAAGGCGACUUUGUCUUCACGGCCAACACCCCGGGCGAGUACCGCUUCUGCUUCAACAACGAGAUGUCGACCUUUGCCGAGAAGAUCAUUGACUUUGAAAUUGCGGUCGAGAAUGAGGAGGCGCGUGCGAAGCUCCCGUCCAAGCAGGGCACGUCGCCCGAGCAGACUUCGGUGCUCGAGGAGUCGAUUCUCAAGCUGUCGUCGCAGCUGUCAACCAUCAACCGCAACCAGAAGUACUUCCGCACCCGCGAGAACCGUAACUUCAGCACCGUCCGCAGCACCGAGCGCCGCAUCUUCAACUUUAGCAUCAUCGAGAGCGUGAUGAUGGUCACCAUGGCCGGUCUGCAGGUCUUCAUUGUGCGCUUCUUCUUCCAGGGCGCCAGGAAGGGUUACGUGUAA